AUGGAUAGCGAGAGACGCAUGAAUCCGGCGUUGUACAAGGUGGCGACGCAGGGGAAAGUGUCGAGCCUGAAGCAGCUGGUGGAUCCGGAGGACCCCAGUGUCCUCAGCGCCACGACGCCCCAGCUGAACACGGCGCUCCACCUCGCCGCGUUGCACGGCCACGCCGAGUUCGCCGGCGAGGUCCUGGACAUGAACGAGGAGCUGCUCGUCGCCCGGAACGACGACGGCGACACCCCGCUGCACCUGGCGGCCAAGGCGGGCAAGCUGGAGGUGGCCAGGCUGCUCGUCAACCGCGCCCUGACGUGGCCGCAAGACAAGAAGAGCCCUCUGAUCAUGACCAACAAGGUCGGCGACACCGCGCUGCACGAGGCGGUGCAGCACCGCAGGGGCGCCGUGGCGGUGGCUCUGCUGGACGCCGACCCCAACCGCGGCCACGACCUCAACGAGCGGAUGGAGUCCCCGCUGGACAUGGCCGCCCGCGAGGGCCUCGUCCAAGUCGUCCAGAAGAUCGUCGACUACCCCUGGGUCGGCCAGGAGUUCUUGCCCUCCAUCUCCCUCAGCGGCACGGCUCUGCACCAGGCCGUGCUGGGCACCCAUCACCGGAUCGUGGAGAUCCUGCUGGAGCGGAGGCCUGAUCUGAUCGACCUCACCGACUCCGACGGCAACAACGCCCUGCACUACGCGGCGCAGAAGGACCACCAGAGAGCUGUGGAGAUGCUGCUCAAGAAGCGGACGGAGCUGGCCUACAAGCGCAACCACAUGAGCAUGUCGCCGCUGCACGUCGCCGCGCAGUACGGCUCGACGGAUACCAUCAAGGCGCUGCUCCGGCACUGCCCGGACGUGGCCGAGAUGGCGGACAGCUACGGCCGCAAUGCCUUCCACGCCUCCGUCAUCAGCGGCAAGGCGAACGCGCUCCGGUGCCUGCUCCGCCGCGUCCGUCCCGCGGAGCUGCUCAACCGCGCCGACAACAACGGCGACACGCCUCUGCACCUCGCCGCCAAGAUGAGCCGCGUCCACUCCGCGCUGAUGCUUCUCAACGACAGCCGCGUCGACCCCUGCGUCCGCGACCACGACGGCCAGACCGCGCGCAGCCUCGUCGAGAAGAAGCUGCACACCGGCGAGAUGGACGCCUACGAGAUGUACCUCUGGAAGCAGCUCAGGUACCAGGAGUCCAAGAGGUGCCGCAAGCAGCAGCUGCCGCCGCUCGCCACCUACCCCAGCCGCAGGGGCAAUGACAAGUACUUCGAGCGCAUCGUCGAGACCUACAUCCUCGUCGCCACCCUCAUCGCCACCGUCACCUUCGCCGCCACCUUCACCAUGCCCGGCGGCUAUAACCAGACCACCGGCAUCGCCCUUCAGGGACACCACGUCGCUUUCCAGAUCUUCGUCGUCUCCAACACCAUCGCCAUGUGCAGCUCCAUCGUCGUCGUCUUCUGCUUCAUCUGGGCCUGGCAGGACCCCGUCAGGUUCAAGGUGGACCAGCUCUUGUGGGGUCACAGGCUCACCGUCAUCGCCAGCCUCGGCAUGCUCGUCUCGCUCAUGACCGCCGUCUAUAUCACCGUGGAACCCGUAUCACGGUGGCCGGCCUACGUUGUCAUCGCCAUCGGCACCAGCACUCCGGCUGUCGUCUUCCUCAUGCUGGGCAGGGAAGUGAUCUUCGUGCCGCUGUAA
This is a messenger RNA of Miscanthus lutarioriparius, 1671 nucleotides long. The record is from the annotation of a GenBank genome assembly. NCBI's taxonomy places the organism in Eukaryota, Viridiplantae, Streptophyta, Magnoliopsida, Poales, Poaceae.